CCGGCGCCGCCUACCCGAAGCUCGCACCGGUCGAGCGCCGCGCCAACCCGCGUCCAUGCAGCUCCGCAGGCAACCGCUUUACGCUCCCCGGCCGGGGGACACGCGCCCUGCGGCCCAGCGGCUCGCGGUACCGCUGCUACUGCUGCUCGCCCUCCAGGGGGCGGCGGCGUCCGGGGGCCCCGAGGACUCCGGGUGGCUCCAGGACGCGGAGCCCUCGAGCCAGCUCCUCUCGCAGGCGGCGCGCGCGGCGCUGCACUUCUUCAACUUCCGCGCCGCCUCGCCCAGCGCCCUUCAGGUGCUGGCGAAUGUGCUGGACGGCCGCUCGUGGGUUAAUCAGAAGAAGGAAUAUAAAUUUGACCUGGUGUUUACCACAGAAUUCUACAGCGCAGAGGAAGGUGAGAAACGUCUGGGAAAAUGUUCUGCUCAAGUAUUUUUCAGGAAUGAGAAACCCAGACCAGCCAUUAAUGUGACAUGUACUCAGCUCGUUAAGAAGGAGAAGAGACAGGAAGAGGAUUACCAGCUCUACAAGCUCAUGAAACAACUUAAAAGCCCCUUGAACGCAGUCAGCAUUCCUGACAGUCAUGGAUAUAUUGCUCCAUCUCUGAGACCCAUCUGGGACCUAGCUUUUCUGGGCAGCUCUUAUGUGAUGUGGCAGAAGACAACACCAUUUCUACACUACUACAUGUCACAGAUUAGCAGUGUCAAGCAGUGGAAAACAAAUGAUGAUGCAAUUGAUUUUGAUUAUACUGUUCUACUCCAUGAAUUCUCCACACAGGAAAUUAUUCCCUGCCGUAUUCACUUGGUCUGGUACCCCAGCAAACCACUGAAAGUGAAGUACCACUGCCAAGAGCGACAGACACCAGAAGAGGCCUCUGGAACUGAAGAAGGAUCGGCUGUGGCACUGACGGAGCUUAGUAAUUUCUGAAAAGCAAGAAAAAUCUGUCUAGACCACAUUCUAAACAAAAUGACUGUACUCGGCAUUAAAUAGCCUAAAUCAUUAUUCUGGUAAAACAGCCAAGUAUAAGGCAAUCUAAUAAUUUAGGAAAGCCUGUGAUUACAAAUAAAUAUUCAAACAUUAAAAGAUA
This is a messenger RNA of Bubalus bubalis (water buffalo), 1085 nucleotides long. It is a transcript of the gene RARRES1, whose product is annotated as retinoic acid receptor responder 1. Gene Ontology annotation, biological process: negative regulation of cell population proliferation. NCBI's taxonomy places the organism in Eukaryota, Metazoa, Chordata, Mammalia, Artiodactyla, Bovidae. The transcript is spliced from 6 exons. The record is from RefSeq and is a predicted model, not a curated record. Bases 56 to 925 code for a protein of 289 amino acids. Gene Ontology annotation, molecular function: metalloendopeptidase inhibitor activity.